This is a messenger RNA of Ctenocephalides felis (cat flea), 2344 nucleotides long. RefSeq names its product glutamic acid-rich protein-like. NCBI's taxonomy places the organism in Eukaryota, Metazoa, Arthropoda, Insecta, Siphonaptera, Pulicidae. Bases 145 to 2244 code for a protein of 699 amino acids. Gene Ontology annotation, molecular function: RNA binding. The record is from RefSeq and is a predicted model, not a curated record. The transcript is spliced from 4 exons.
CCUAACCUCAAAAUUUUCGAUACGUUUACUUCGCAGCAAACGGGAUCACGAAAAGUUGAAUAUUAUUUAAAAUAAGUGAAUAACCAGUGAAUUGAGUUGAUAAAACAAGAAACUGUGUGUGCAUUUACGAGCUGAUUUUCAGAAAUGGGUGUGGUGAAGACUCAAUCUCCGCAAAAACAUCAGCAGAAUAAUAAUAAUAAGGUUGGUAAUAAAAACAAAAGGAAGCGCGACAAUAAACCAAAACAGGAGAAUAAAAAUCAGCAAAAUGGAGGACAAUUUAAUAAAAAGGCGAAUGGUGAUGGUUUACCGAAGCCGAAAGUUUCGGAUUUGGAUAAACUAGUCAAUGCUAAACCUGCUAAGAAGGAUAAGAAAAAUAAAGGGCUAGAAAGUAGUCAGAAUAAACCAGAAACUAAGCCGGAGUUUAAUAAAAAUAAACAGGAAUCAGAUAAGAAGGAUAAGAAAAAUAAAGGGCUGGAAAGCAAUCAGAAUAAACCAGAAACCAAGACGGAGUUCAAUAAAAAUAAGUCAGAAUCAAAUUCAAAUAAACAUGACUCUAACAACAAGCAAGAAGUCAAUAAAAGUAGUCCUGCCCAACAGCAAGGCAAAAAGAAAAAGACCAGAUCACGCAAUAAGAAGAACAAAGAACAAAAACCACAGACUACUGUUACAUCUGAUACAUCCCUAAACGAUUCAACAAAAUCUGUCGACGACCCCAUCAAGAACAAACGCCAGAAAAAACGCGAGAAGACAAAGAAAAAACUCCAAGUCUUCAAAGAAAAAGUCGCACAAGCCAAAGAAGGCAUCAUCAAACCCGACGAACUAAACCUGGAGUCCAUCCAAAAAAAAAUAGCAGACAUCGGAGAACCCAACACAAAUUCAGGAAAGAGACGUCUGCGCAAGUUGAAAAAACUGGAAAAAUUGGCUUUAGGCAAAACCGAUGAAGUCGCCAAAAAAGAUGCCAAGCAAACCACUAAAACUGUAUCCAAAUCCGUUAAACGCAAGGAACGACGUGAUGGUAAAAUCGCGAAGGAAAUCGCUGACCAGAAAUUACAGAAUGAAAUUUGGGAAGAGGAUACCAAAAAAUGUGAGCAGAGGCUUCAGCAGACUAAACCUAAGCCAAAGGCAAAGGAACCUGUAAAGGACAAGGGUAAAGGUAGUAAAAGACCUAUAGAAGACGUUGAUGAUGAUGAUGAUGAUGCUGAAUCUGAUUACGAAGUUGAACGUAUGAUAAAGGCUGAUAAGGUUACCAAAAAACUUAAGGCUGACGUACCUAUGGAUUCUGAAGACGAGGAUGAGGAAAGUGAUGAGAUGGAAGUCGAGGAAGAUGAUGACGAUGAUGAUGAUGCUGAAGCUGAAGCUGAAGAUUCAUUAGUUGAUAAGGAAGCCGAAGAAUCUGAUGAUGACGAUGAUGAUGAUGACGAUGAUGAUGAAGCUGAAGCUGAAGCUGAAGUUUCAUUAGUUGAUAAUGAAGCCGAAGAAUCUGAUGAUGACGAUGAAGAAGCAACAGAAGUCGAUGAUGAAUCUGAAGAAGUUGAUGAUAAAUCUGACGAGGACGAGGAAGACGAGGCUGACACCCAUGACGAAACUCUUGAUGAUUCCCAAAUGACUAUUGAAGACUCCGAUGACGAUGACGAAGACGUUAAACCAGUUCCUGCAGAUACAAAGAAACAAUCAAAACAAGUCGAUAAUAAAACACAAAAGAAAUUCCUAAAUAUUUUAAACAAAAAUGAAGAUAAAAAAGAUGGCACAAAUAAAAAUAAGAACUCUAAAGAGCAACCUCAGAAAAAGGAACUCGAUCCGGAGAAAUUGAAACAACUAGUUGGAAAGAAUGCUCGAUAUGUUGUUUUUGUAGGUAAUUUACCGUAUACUAUCGAUAAGGAUACUUUGAAAACACAUUUUGAUAAAGCAGGACAGAUUAGAGAUGUCCGGAUAGUUAAAGAAAAGGGUUCUAAUAGGCCGAAAGGAUUUGCAUAUGUCGAGCUUACAGAUCCAGAAAGUUAUCAGAGAGCUUUAUCACUCCAUCAUUCAAUGGUAGGUGGUCGUCGAAUCAACGUCCUCUACACCCAACCAGGUCACAAAAAGAGUGCAGAGGCCAAAAAAAUUGUCAAACAAAAAAAUUUCAAACUGGGCGCUAUGAGGAAACAAGGAAUGCUUGCAGGAAGCGUAAAACAAACACAGAGCAGGAACGCUCGAAGGAACAAAGCCAAAGGAAAAGAUGGUGCUAAGAAGCACCGGGAUGAAUAAAUUUAGUAUUAUUAUUAAAUGAAAUUUUUUAUGCUAUUGUUAUAUUAUUAUUGUCGACUGUUGGGUUGUAUUGACUGAAGUGAUGUCUAAGUCUGCAAGA